This is a messenger RNA of Komagataella phaffii GS115, 1341 nucleotides long. RefSeq lists its product as hypothetical. Lineage: Eukaryota; Fungi; Ascomycota; Pichiomycetes; Pichiales; Pichiaceae. The coding region runs from base 1 to 1341 and encodes 446 amino acids. The record is from RefSeq and is a predicted model, not a curated record. The transcript has a single exon.
AUGUCUGACAAUGCAAACGAAACCAGUAGUAGCCUGUUAGACAACGUUUAUCUGGACUCAUCAGAUCUGCUUAUUGCCAGAUAUGACAAGUGGAUUUUGGCAUUGGCCUUUUUUGAGAACUUCUUUGCCCGUUACGACAGCAUUCUCAGUAGUACUGCUAAGGAUUACGGCAAGCUUGUGAAGCAUUUUUCCACUGACACUUUACCUCAAUUUGAAGUGAGCCCCAGCUCCAAUAUUGCAGGAGCUGUUUACGGAUCUGUCAACUCUGAGGCAGAUCCGAACAAGAAUGUCACUGGUGUCAACUCGUUCAUAGAAUUACUCAAGUUUAGGUCCAGUGAAGAUCAGGGAAAAAUAGCUGGAUUAGAGACUUCGAUUAGAGAGCAAAUUAUUCCUGAGUUCAAGAAAUACUCGGCUGAUUUAUCCGCUAAGAAGAAGGAUCUGACGGCAGAUGCCAGUAAGCAGCGGAAAGAAUUGAAGAAACUGGGCUUGCAUUUGUCUAGUUCAAUUUCAAAACUUCAGCACUCAACUCAGGUGUUCGAGUCUGCCUCGGGAACUGGAAAGAUGGACUACAAGAACGAUCCAUACAUGUUGAAGAGAGCCGUAUCCCUCCAUGGCACUGAAUUGAUCGCCAAAGAGCACAAUCAUAUGGAUUUUUUGAAACGUGAAGAACUAUCCUUGAUGACCCUGGAAAAAAGAACUCUAGAAUUUAUUCAAUUGAUCUUUGCUGAUGUUUCCAACCGUAUCACUGCGGCAGAUUCCGUUUUCUCUCGUAGUUUCGACUCCCUGAGUAAGACAUUGUCCAGUAUUGAUCUUGAGUACGAAUGGAAACAAUUUUCUGAGGUCAAUAAACAGAGACUGGUUACCGUGGAAGGUAAUGAUGAUAUAAGUGGUGCUAAUAUCAGUGCUGAUAACAAGAAGCGGGGUUUGUCCGACCUGUCAUUUCCCAAUGAUCAUCACCCUGCCACUGAACCCAUUUUGGAAGGCAUACUGCAGAGGAAGGAAGGUAAGGUCAACAAGAAGUACGUCUCCGAAUACUACGUCAUCACUAAAACCAGAUACUUGUAUGAGUUUGAGUCCAACGCUCCUAAGAAUUCUACGCAACCUAAUACGGUACUUUAUUUACCUGAAUGUACUCUGAAGUCCCUUAAUGGACCAGAUAAUAGCAAGUUCAAGAUUGAAAUCUCAGGGAAAGAUGCAACUCAGGCAUUCAGUGUAAUCAAGUCAACACUGAUCCUCAAGACCUCUACCUAUGAUGAGAUGAGGACCUGGUUCAAUGUCCUUAGCGAGGUAAGUGGGUUAAUGCAGACCCAAGAAGAAUCUCGUCUUGAUAGUCCUAAUUAA